UAUUAGAAAAAAAUCAUCUGUCAUUCCGUCUUCCUCUUCCUGUGGUUAUCCAACGAUCCGAUAUUACCUAAAUUAAUUUUCACUCAAUUUUCCCGUGACACAGAAUGGCAGUGAGGUUGUUGUCUAAAAUAAAGCUCCUACGGGAGCUUAGAGGCGCGGCCUAUCUUAGCUCAACUCCUAGUCCAGCAGAGCUAUCAGACUUCGAAGUACAGCAUAAGACACCAGUGAUUAGGAAGCAGAAAUUGAUCCCGGUAGCCCAGUACGGCGGCCGUCAUGCCGUCACCAUGCUGCCUGGAGGUGGCAUCGGCCCCGAGUGCAUGAGUUACGUCAGAGAAAUCUUCAAAUACAUCGGUGCACCGGUAGACUUUGAGCUCGUGAAUAUAGAUGAAAACGCCGACAAUGAUGACGACGUACAAUACGCUAUCACAACGAUUAAAAGAAAUGGUGUGGGAAUCAAGGGUAACAUUGAAACUAAGAGCGAAGCCGCCUACGUGACUUCACGUAAUGUAGCCCUUCGUAACGAGUUGGACAUGUAUGCCUAUGUGCUAAACUGCAAAUCAUUCCCAGGAGUCAUGACCAGACACAAGGAUAUCGACAUUGUCAUUAUUAGACAGAAUACAGAAGGUGAAUAUGCCAUGCUUGAGCACGAGUCUGUUAGAGGAGUCAUCGAGUCAAUGAAGGUGGUAACGGCAAGCAACUCGGAGAGAGUUGCCAGGUUCGCUUUCGAGUUUGCCAAGAGAAACGGAAGGAAGAAGGUGACAACAGUCCACAAAGCUAACAUAAUGAAGUUGUCGGACGGUCUCUUCUUGGAGACAUCACGUCGCAUGGCAGCCGAGUAUCCGGACAUCGAGCACAACGAUAUGAUCAUUGACAAUUGUUGCAUGCAGCUAGUAGCUAAGCCCCACCAGUUCGAUGUGAUGUUGAUGACAAAUCUGUACGGAUCUAUAGUGUCAAACGUUGUUUGUGGUCUACUGGGCGGAGCUGGAUUGCUCUCCGGAAGGAACUAUGGUGACAACUACGCUGUCUUCGAGCCCGGUACUAGGAACACUGGCACAGCGAUAGCGGGUAAGAACGUAGCCAACCCGAUAGCGAUGAUCAAUGCCUCAGUGGAUAUGUUGGAGCACCUCGGUCACCACUUCCAUGCUGGUCUCAUCAAGCGAGCGGUCGAAAAGACCAUAAACGUUGACAGGGUCCUGACCCCAGACGUCGGUGGGACUGCAUCGUCAACGGAGGUCGUCAAGAACAUCAUGGAAAAUAUAGUACCGCUCGCAAAGGAUAUGGAUUUUAUCAUAGUGUAAUUUUAGUAAUUGUAAGAAUUAUGUAUAAAAUAUAUUUAUGUAGAAGAGUAGAAAAAUAUGUAAAAAAAUAAUAUUAUUUAAAAAUGUAGAAAUGUACAGAUAUUUCGUCUAUUAAAUGUAAAAAAUGAAUAUAUGUGAUCGCAUCC
This is a messenger RNA of Melitaea cinxia (Glanville fritillary), 1444 nucleotides long. It is a transcript of the gene Idh3g, whose product is annotated as isocitrate dehydrogenase [NAD] subunit gamma, mitochondrial-like. NCBI's taxonomy places the organism in Eukaryota, Metazoa, Arthropoda, Insecta, Lepidoptera, Nymphalidae. Gene Ontology annotation, cellular component: mitochondrion. Gene Ontology annotation, biological process: isocitrate metabolic process; tricarboxylic acid cycle. The coding region runs from base 105 to 1298 and encodes 397 amino acids. The transcript has 8 exons. The record is from RefSeq and is a predicted model, not a curated record.